AUCUGCAAGCAGAGAAUAUCUAUUGUCAAUGUUAUUGGGUGCCACAGUUUGCUUGGGUGAAAGCAUGACAGACAUUUAUGAUCCAGACUAUGAUUCUAAAACUGAAAUUCUUCUGACAAGUAUUGGGAACUUGAAAAUGGGAAUGCCAUGAUGGAUAUGAGUUGCUUCCUUGAACUCACUAUAUAAAGGUGAAAUGCUACUUGCAGACAAAGCAAUAUAUACCAUGCAAUCUGAUAGCCAAAUUCUGGUACUGAAAUUUCUGUACAGAAAGUCAUCUGCUUUCAGCUAUUGUUGGUUAUACAGUAAGCAAUAGUACAUGUUUGCAGAUGAUGUUUACUACCUGAAAAAUAAGAAAGAUGAUGGAAAAGAUACUUAAUUAGUGUCUUCUAUAAGCAAAGGUCAGGAACAUGGAGUCAAAGAAAAGCUAGAAAUUAGCAAAGAAGCUCCCAUUGACUUCCUCGAGAUCUCUGCUAGUGCAUCAUCACUCAACUCCCCUGAUCUAUAUGGUUAUAUUAGCUUGAGUAAAGUUGGCCUCCCCUUCCUAGUGGAGAUCCUGGGAAACUUGUUAGUUACAGAUUAAGCAAUGGCUGUCAACCUGGUGCUGUCUUUUGCCCUUGCCAUUCUGAUAUCCUCCAGCCCUACCGCGGUUGGUGUGGAUGCCACCGAGGAGCUGAAGGAGGCGGUCCUAACGCUGGAUGCGGGCAACUUCUCGGAGGUGGUGGCCAAGCACCCGUUCAUUGUCGUCAAGUUCUAUGCCCCAUGGUGUGGUCACUGCAAGCAACUCGCCCCAGAGUACGAAAAGGCAGCCUCCAUUCUGAGGAAGAACGAGCUGCCAGUGGUACUCGCGAAGGUGGACGCAUACAACGAGAGGAACAAAGAGCUGAAGGAUAAGUAUGGGGUGUAUUCAUACCCAACAAUAAAGAUCAUGAAGAAUGGGGGGAGCGACGUGCGUGGCUACGGUGGCCCAAGGGAGGCCGAUGGCAUCGUGGAGUACCUUAAGAGGCAGGUCGGCCCAGCAUCCCUCAAGCUUGAAUCAGCAGAAGAGGCGGCCCAUUCCGUCGUCGACAAGGGGGUGAUCCUUGUGGGAGUUUUCCCUGAGUUUGCUGGUAUGGAAUAUGAAAAUUUCAUGGUUGUGGCAGAGAAAAUGCGAGCAGAUUAUGAUUUUUUCCACACGUCUGAUGCAAGCAUUUUGCCACGUGGUGAUCAGAGUGUCAAAGGCCCCAUUGUCCGUCUCUUUAAGCCGUUUGAUGAGCUGUUUGUUGAUUCGGAGGAUUUUGGUAAGGACGCACUUGAGAAGUUUAUCGAGGUAUCUGGUUUCCCAAUGGUUGUUACCUACGAUGCUGAUCCAACCAACCAUAAGUUUCUUGAAAGAUACUAUAGCACUCCUAGUUCUAAAGCAAUGCUUUUCGUGAGCUUCGGUGAUGACAGAAUCGAGUCCUUCAAGAGCCAGAUUCAUGAAGCGGCCAGGAAAUUCAGUGGUAAUAACAUAAGUUUUUUAAUUGGUGAUGUUGCAGACGCUGAUCGUGUCUUCCAGUACUUUGGGCUCAGAGAAAGUGAUGUGCCCCUCCUUUUCGUGAUAGCAUCUACUGGAAAAUAUCUCAAUCCAACAAUGGAUCCUGAUCAGAUCAUACCCUGGCUGAAGCAGUACAUAUAUGGCAACUUGACACCAUACGUUAAGUCAGAGCCUAUCCCUAAGGUGAAUGACCAACCUGUUAAGGUUGUUGUGGCCGACAAUAUAGAUGACAUUGUUUUCAACUCUGGCAAAAAUGUUUUGCUUGAGUUCUAUGCACCUUGGUGUGGCCAUUGCCGCAAGUUUGCCCUGAUCCUGGAGGAAAUUGCAGUGUCAUUGCAAGAUGACCAAGAUAUAGUGAUAGCAAAGAUGGAUGGAACUGUGAACGAUAUACCAACAGACUUCACGGUUGAGGGAUAUCCAACUAUCUACUUCUAUUCAUCAAGUGGGAACCUUUUGUCGUACGACGGUGCAAGGACAGCUGAGGAGAUCAUCAGUUUUAUCAACGAGAACAGGGGACCGAAAGCUGGUGCAGCUGCUGCAGUGGAUGAGAAAACCCAGAUUGAUGCUGUGGAAGAGGAGGUAACAUCAUCAUCAGAGCCUGUUAAAGAUGAACUCUGAUCAAGGACACUGAUGGUCUCUACACUGCAUACAACAGAGACUACUGAAAAUGAGUAUGCAGUGCAGUUGUUCAGCAAGAUGGAUAGAAAUUCAGAGUGGGUUAAAUAUGACCCGUGACCCAACCAAGUUUGAGUUUGGUCAGUCUUGUCACCAUUCUCUUACAGGAACACUAGCCAUUUUGUUCGAAAUUUGUGAACUAUACUAGUCAGUUUGUUGGAAAUCUGCUGUCUAAACUUAAUUGCAUUGAAUAAUUCAAUACAGUUCGUCUUUUGUUCCGUUGAA
Messenger RNA from Oryza sativa Japonica Group (Japanese rice), 2413 nucleotides. Its product is annotated as protein disulfide isomerase-like 1-2. NCBI's taxonomy places the organism in Eukaryota, Viridiplantae, Streptophyta, Magnoliopsida, Poales, Poaceae. Gene Ontology annotation, biological process: response to endoplasmic reticulum stress; protein folding. Gene Ontology annotation, molecular function: protein disulfide isomerase activity. The record is from RefSeq and is a predicted model, not a curated record. Gene Ontology annotation, cellular component: endoplasmic reticulum.